Heterocephalus glaber (naked mole-rat) is the source of this 1786-nucleotide messenger RNA. It is a transcript of the gene Hoxa4, whose product is annotated as homeobox A4. Lineage: Eukaryota; Metazoa; Chordata; Mammalia; Rodentia; Bathyergidae. The record is from RefSeq and is a predicted model, not a curated record. Gene Ontology annotation, molecular function: RNA polymerase II cis-regulatory region sequence-specific DNA binding; DNA-binding transcription factor activity, RNA polymerase II-specific. Gene Ontology annotation, cellular component: nucleus; nucleoplasm. Gene Ontology annotation, biological process: embryonic skeletal system morphogenesis; anterior/posterior pattern specification; positive regulation of transcription by RNA polymerase II.
GGGGGAGGGGAAGGGCGCAGAGGAAAGGGGGAUGGGAAGCGAGGCGAGAGGGGGAGGGGCCUCCGCGAGCCCAGAAAAACGACAACGCGAGAAAAAUUAGUAUUUUUGCACUUCACAAAUUAAUGACCAUGAGCUCGUUUUUGAUAAACUCCAACUACAUCGAGCCCAAGUUCCCUCCCUUCGAGGAGUACGCGCAUCACAGCGGCCCGGGCGGCGGAGACGGAGGCCCGGGCGGGGGGCCCGGCUACCAGCAGCCCCCGGCACCCGCGACCCAGCACCUGCCGCCGCAGCAGCCCCAGCUCCCUCACGCGGGCGGCAGCCGCGAGCCCCCCGCCUCCUACUACGCGCCGCGGGCGGCCCGUGAGCCCGCCUACCCCGCGGCCGCCCUCUACCCGGCGUCCGGGGCGGCGGACACCACCUACCCCUACGGCUACCGCAGCGGUGCCAGCCCCGGGCGGCCCCCACAGCCCGAGCAGCCCCCUGCGCUUGCCAAGGGCCCGGCGCGCGGCCUGCACGCGAGCCACGUCCCGCCGCCGCCUCCCCCGCAGCACCGAGCGGCGCCCCCCGCGCCCUCAAGGCGCUGCGAGGCAGCCCCCGCCACCCCUGGAGUCCCGACAGGGGGCAGCGCCCCCGCGUGCCCGCUGCUGCUGGCGGACAAGGGCCCGCCGGGCCUGAAGGGCAAGGAGCCCGUGGUGUACCCCUGGAUGAAGAAGAUCCAUGUCAGCGCCGUCAACCCCAGUUAUAACGGAGGGGAACCCAAGCGCUCUCGAACCGCCUACACCCGGCAGCAAGUCUUGGAGCUGGAGAAAGAGUUUCAUUUUAACCGCUACCUGACCCGGCGGCGCCGCAUUGAGAUCGCCCACACACUCUGCUUGUCUGAACGCCAGGUCAAGAUCUGGUUUCAGAACCGGAGAAUGAAGUGGAAGAAAGAUCGCAAACUGCCCAACACCAAGAUGCGAUCCUCCAACCCAACCUCCACCCCGGCCUCUUCGGGUCCACCCGGGAAAGCACAAACUCAGAGCCCGCACCCCCACCCCCACUCCCUCCCUGGUGCCUCCACACCCGUUCCCUCCUCUAUAUAAUCUUCCAGACACCUAGUUCAGUUUCUGUCCCUUACUUGCUUUUCUCUUCUACCCAUUUCCCCAUCCAUCCCUCUCCCAUCUCUCCGUUGUUACAAACACCAAAAUAAAACUAAAUUUGGUGAAAAGGAUAACCAAAAAAGAAGACAUUAUCCCCGGUAAGAGCAUGUGCUGGUUGCCACCCAAAAGGGGAAAGUUGUUCAGGAUGCUGUUUAGUGGAACAAUCUGCUGGUCUGAAGAAGGCUGCCAAGUUUGGAUACCUGAGAAGGACCACUUGGCACCAAAUACAUUUGAGAUGUCUAAAGUCAGCUGGACAGUGUGUGCUGACUGGGGACGUGUAUAUUUGUGCAAGCAGAUGAAAACAGACCCUUUUCCGUCUACUUUACCUUUCCCUCAUCCACUAAGGCAGCUCAUACAAGCUUGUAAUGAACUGAAUAAAUGAGUAGAUACUGUGGACCUCACAAGAUUAUUUAAUACUCAAAAUGUGUAGACCUUGAUGGUAGGUGUGACUGUUAGUUUCCCUUCCUUGCAUCUAUUUAAGAUAUUGUUAUUGAGAUACUGUUGUCUUAUUCUGGGGAACUAUCUCCAGGGAGAGGGGGAUGCAUUUAGACCCAUAUGCAACUGUACAAAUUGUGAUAUGGCUGUAUAGAAAGCCAUGUGCUAAGAAUAAACUUCAUUUAAAAAAUAUUAAAAAUUGAAGAGACAGA